AUGGCCUACGUGGACCUGGGCUACUCAGCUUUCGAGCGAAGCGACGAGUUCUUCCACCCCGAAACCGGAUGCGUACUUACACUUCACUACGGACCUGCCAAUGUUCGACAUUACAUGGGUGGGAAUUACCAGGAUACGCGUCCCGUCUUGAGAAGACCCGAAGACCUUCUUUUCCGCAUCACUCAUCCAGCAGGCUACUCUUGGGACGACUACGCAUCGGGACCAGAGCAAAUGGAGAUGAUCAUCGGACUGGCGAAGAGAGACAACCCCUGGGACCGCUGGAUCGUCAGAGGAGACGUUCCCGGCCACGGCAGGAUCGCGGUCGGCACACUGGACCAGCUACGGUAUCACUGGAAUGAGCUUCUCCCCGGUGUCGCGCCGGGAACUCUUACGGCCCACCAGCCUCCCCAGGCAGGUACUCGAGCUCAAGCAGCCAAAGCCCGUGUCGUCCAAGAUCGCAUCAGUCGUGGCGGAGCUGCACAGGCGCAAAUUCCUCCAAUUGACCCGGCUGUCGUGGCGAGACAGCGACUUGGAGGUCCAGGCACGGCCUUUGACCAAGCAUAUCCUGGUGUUCAGCUUCCGCCACCUGCGCCGCAACAAGGACUUGGAACGAACGUGGGGGCACCUCAAAUGCAUCAACCCCAGCAGCACGUUCAGCCUGCUCUGCCUCCGACUCAUCAUCCUCUUCCACCCCAACAGCAACAGGCCCAUGUGCAAGGUGGCCAGGCGUAUCAUACUACGCAGCAGGGCCAUGUCUUUCCACCGGUCGCCAACCAGUUUCUUCAGCCGAGCUUUCCUCCCGUCGCGACUUCUCACCAACAGCCGGCGCAGCUUCAACACCAGCAGCAAGCUCACGACGGUCAUCAGGGUCAAGACCAAGAUGACGAUUUGAUCGACCCCUUCUUGUGGGCUGUCCAAGCGGGACAACUGGCCGGGCAACAGCCAGACAACAACCCUGACACUGGGGCGGACCAUGGAUACAGUCAACAGUAG
Cladophialophora carrionii CBS 160.54 is the source of this 993-nucleotide messenger RNA. RefSeq lists its product as uncharacterized. Lineage: Eukaryota; Fungi; Ascomycota; Eurotiomycetes; Chaetothyriales; Herpotrichiellaceae. The coding region runs from base 1 to 993 and encodes 330 amino acids. The transcript has a single exon. The record is from RefSeq and is a predicted model, not a curated record.